AUGGCGGUUCUCCUCCUCCUCCUCAUGGCCGCCGCGUCGUGGCAGUGCUCUUCCGCCGCCACUUAUACUGUCGGCAACGCAUUGGGUUGGACUGUCCCGCCUAUUUCUACUGUCUACUCCGAGUGGGCUUCCGAUAAAACGUUUGUCGUCGGAGACAUUCUUGUUUUCAACUUUGUGAAUGAACGACAUGACGUAACGGAAGUGACAAAAGGUUCUUAUAAUUCUUGCAAUGGGAGCAAUCCGAUCUCCGUGGAGACCAAGAGUCCAGCAAGGAUCACACUCGCUUCUACCGGUGACCACCACUUCAUGUGCUCGUUCCUUAGCCAUUGCAACGAUGGUCAAAAGUUGUCCAUCACCGUCAGAGCAACCUCUUCUUCUGCUCCGUCACCCUCUCCCUCUCUCACCGCCGGCCUCACCGCACCUCCGCCCUCAAUCGCGACGCCUCCAUCUGACAACGUCCCUUCAACUCUAUCUCCAACUACCGCCCCAUCGCCUCCCAGCACCGCUACAUCGCUCCGAGCCUCCACCUUCUCCACCUCUAUUCUUGCCGUCGUCGUCGCUCUGGUGUAUUAGCCGUCGUGGCGUUAAUUAAUUAAUUCGG
This is a messenger RNA of Cucurbita moschata (crookneck pumpkin), 601 nucleotides long. Its product is annotated as stellacyanin-like. Gene Ontology annotation, cellular component: plasma membrane. Gene Ontology annotation, molecular function: electron transfer activity. Bases 1 to 573 code for a protein of 190 amino acids. The transcript has 2 exons. The record is from RefSeq and is a predicted model, not a curated record. NCBI's taxonomy places the organism in Eukaryota, Viridiplantae, Streptophyta, Magnoliopsida, Cucurbitales, Cucurbitaceae.